ACCGGAUAUGAAAGAGGGUCGCGCGAUAUGAGGAUUAACGAGACUUCCGGAUGUUCUUUUCUCCGGAAGAUCAGACAAGAUGGCGGAUACCGAAAUCAAGAAGAAGCGGACCUUCAGGAAGUUCACUUUCCGCGGCGUGGAUCUGGACCAGCUCCUGGACAUGUCCUAUGAGCAGCUGAUGCAGCUGUACUGUGCCCGCCAGCGGCGGCGGCUGAACAGAGGGCUUCGCCGCAAGCAGCAGUCCCUCCUGAAGAGACUCCGCAAGGCCAAGAAGGAGGCUCCGCCCAUGGAGAAGCCUGAGGUGGUGAAGACUCACCUGAGAGACAUGGUCAUCCUGCCAGAGAUGGUGGGCUCCAUGGUGGGAGUCUACAACGGCAAGACCUUCAACCAGGUGGAGAUCAAGCCUGAGAUGUGUGGGCACUACCUGGGGGAGUUCUCCAUCACAUACAAGCCGGUGAAGCACGGGCGCCCUGGUAUUGGAGCCACACACUCUUCCCGCUUCAUCCCUCUGAAGUAGAGCAGUCUGUGGAAUAAUAAAAUGUUGCUUUCCCCA
Messenger RNA from Hypomesus transpacificus, 553 nucleotides. RefSeq names its product ribosomal protein S15 (gene rps15). Gene Ontology annotation, molecular function: structural constituent of ribosome; RNA binding. The record is from RefSeq and is a predicted model, not a curated record. The transcript has 4 exons. NCBI's taxonomy places the organism in Eukaryota, Metazoa, Chordata, Actinopteri, Osmeriformes, Osmeridae. Gene Ontology annotation, cellular component: cytosolic small ribosomal subunit; ribosome. Gene Ontology annotation, biological process: translation; ribosomal small subunit assembly. The coding region runs from base 80 to 517 and encodes 145 amino acids.